This is a messenger RNA of Helianthus annuus (common sunflower), 1961 nucleotides long. RefSeq lists its product as uncharacterized. The record is from RefSeq and is a predicted model, not a curated record. The transcript is spliced from 4 exons. Bases 231 to 1652 code for a protein of 473 amino acids. NCBI's taxonomy places the organism in Eukaryota, Viridiplantae, Streptophyta, Magnoliopsida, Asterales, Asteraceae. Gene Ontology annotation, molecular function: acetylglucosaminyltransferase activity.
GCAUUCAAUAAACACACUUCGCAUUCAAUAAAAGUUGUUAUUUUUUAAAAAAUUGGUUGGUUUAUUGCCACAUGUAAGUUUCUUGUGAAAUGAAUCAUGCAAUAACCUUUUAACACAUAGAAGCAAAGCCACACUUGUACUCUCCUACAAAUGAACCUAUUUCACGCAUCACUCACUUGUACAUUCCACUCCACCACCACCACCACCACCGCUCACCGUCACCGGAAAAAAUGGCCAUUUUCAGAAUCGUACCGUCAAACAUCAAAGACAUAUGCUUAAUCAUCUCCAGUUUCUCCAUCUUCUACCUCCUCUCUCAUCCUCUCACCUCACCAAUUCCCUCAACAACCUCCCUCAUCACCGUCGUACAACCACCUCCAACCACCACCACAGUUCGCCACCUCUUAUUCUCCAUCGCAUCCUCAUCCAAAUCCUACACAAAUCGGAAACCCUACCUUCGCCUCUGGUACAAACCUAACGUCACUAACGCACUCGUCUUCCUCGACCGUCCGGUCACCGCUUCCGCCGACGAUUCCGACCUUCCGCCGGUCAUUAUCUCCGCCGACACGUCACGAUUUCCGUACACUUUUCCGAAAGGUCUUCGAUCCGCGAUUCGUGUUGCACGAAUCGUAAAAGAAGCAGUUGAAUCAGUAACGGAAUCUGUUACAGGAUCGAACGGUGUGGAUGAGAUCCGGUGGUACGUGUUUGGUGAUGAUGAUACGGUUUUUUUUACGGAGAAUUUGGCUAGGGUUUUGAAUAAGUAUGAUUGUGAUAAGUGGUGGUAUAUUGGAAGUAGAUCGGAGAGUUAUGAUCAGAAUAUGCAGCAUUCGUUUAAUAUGGCGUUUGGUGGUGGUGGAUUUGCGGUUAGUAGAUCGUUGGCUAGGGUUUUGGCUAGGGUUUUGGAUUCGUGUUUGAUGAGGUAUCCGCAUGUGUAUGGAAGUGAUUCUAGGGUUUAUUCUUGUUUGGCGGAGCUUGGUGUUGAGUUAACCACUGAACCAGGGUUUCAUCAGGUUGAUGUUCGAGGGGACUUAUUCGGGAUCCUUGCAGCACAUCCAUUAUCACCGUUGCUAUCACUUCACCAUUUCGACAUCAUAGAUCCAAUCUUUCCGGGUUUGACCAAGCCCGAAUCAGUCAAACAUCUUUUUAAAGCUGUAAACCACGACCCCCCUCGGAUCCUCCAGCAAGCGGUCUGCUAUGAUUCCUCCAAAUCGAUCACAGUAUCAGUUUCAUGGGGUUAUGUGGUUCAAGUGUUUGAAGGCAAUCAGUUACUUCCCAAUCUGAUUCGGGUGCAGAAAACGUUUACCUCAUGGAGGAGAAGAGAGACCUUUUUUUCGAAGCUUCAUAUGUUCGAUAUGCGGGAUUACAGUAAAGAUCCGUGUAAAAGCCCGGAUCUGUUCUUUUUUGAAGGCAUUGCUCCAGAAGAGAAGAUGUGUCAUACUUUUUAUAACAGAAAAAAGUCGAUGAAUUGCUCGAGAAGCGACGGGAUACGGAAUUUAAUCGAUAUCAAAGUUUUCUCCAGAAAGAUUGAUGCUGAUACCCAACAAAUGAGUUCACCACGUCGUGAAUGCUGUGAAAUCCUACAACCUUACAAUGAAACCAUGGUUAUUGCUUUGAGGCGUUGUGAAACGGAUGAAUUGAUUGCAAUGGACCCGUAGGAUUUACCGACGACGUAUGGAGAACUUGAUGACACAGCAGGCUCUCGAUCUGUAUCAAAACACUGAGGAUCAUGAUGUAUGACACGCCUGCUCAAGAAUGCCGGAUGAAUAUUAGACAUGUAAAGGCGAGUGUAGAGCAGUCGUUAACAAAUGUAGGAUUUCUCCGGUUCAUAAUCCUUCCCCAUUCGAAAGACGAGAAACUCAUAUUGUAGUUUAUUUUUUCUAAAACAUUACACGAUAUUAAUUGUACGUAUAUAUUAUUUGCUGAAAACGGUGUUAAUAUUAUUUGAAACCUUGGUCUUUCUCGCU